AUGAUAUGGCGGAGCAGAGCUGGUGCUGAAUUGUUCUCUCUGAUGGCUCUAUGGGAGUGGAUAGCACUGAGUCUUCAUUGCUGGGUUUUAGCAGUUGCCGCUGUUUCGGAUCAGCAUGCCACAAGCCCCUUCGACUGGCUCCUCUCUGAUAAGGGACCCUUCCAUCGUUCACAGGAAUACACAGAUUUUGUGGACAGAAGCCGGCAGGGAUUUAGCACAAGAUACAAGAUAUACAGGGAGUUUGGCCGCUGGAAAGUAAAUAACCUUGCAGUUGAGAGAAGAAAUUUCCUUGGCUCCCCUCUGCCUCUUGCCCCUGAAUUCUUCCGCAACAUAAGACUUUUGGGACGUCGACCUACCCUUCAGCAAAUCACAGAAAACCUUAUCAAGAAAUAUGGGACACAUUUCUUGCUAUCUGCUACUCUGGGAGGAGAGGAGUCACUCACAAUUUUUGUGGACAAGCGGAAGCUGAGCAAACGAUCUGAAGGAAGUGAUCCCAGCACCAACAGCUCCUCGGUCACUCUGGAGACGCUACAUCAACUAGCUGCUUCCUAUUUCAUCGACAGGGACAGCACCCUUCGGAGACUUCACCACAUUCAGAUUGCAUCCACUGCCAUAAAGGUAACAGAAACACGGACUGGUCCUCUUGGCUGCAGUAACUAUGACAACCUAGAUUCUGUCAGUUCUGUUCUGGUUCAGAGUCCUGAGAAUAAGAUUCAGUUGCAAGGGCUGCAAGUACUCCUUCCAGACUACCUUCAGGAGCGUUUUGUACAAGCAGCUUUGAGCUACAUAGCUUGCAAUUCAGAGGGAGAGUUUAUCUGCAAGGACAAUGACUGCUGGUGUCAGUGUGGUCCCAAGUUUCCAGAAUGCAACUGCCCCUCCAUGGACAUUCAAGCCAUGGAGGAGAAUCUUCUUCGCGUAACUGAAACCUGGAAAUCCUACAACAUUGACUUUGAGGAAUCAGAUGAAUUCAAAUUCUUUAUGAAAAGACUACCCAUGAAUUAUUUCCUCAACACGUCUACCAUAAUGCAUUUGUGGACAAUGGACUCUAAUUUUCAGCGCCGCUAUGAACAACUGGAGAACAGCAUGAAGCAACUUUUCCUAAAGGCACAGAAAAUUGUACACAAGCUCUUUAGCCUUAGCAAGAGAUGUCAUAAACAACCCCUCAUCAGCUUGCCAAGACAAAGAACCUCAACCUACUGGCUCACUCGCAUCCAGUCUUUUCUCUACUGCAAUGAGAAUGGACUCCUGGGCAGCUUUUCAGAAGAGACGCACUCGUGCACGUGUCCCAACGACCAGGUGGUCUGCACGGCCUUCCUGCCCUGCACGGUGGGCGACGCGUCCGCCUGCCUCACCUGCGCCCCUGAAAACCGCACCCGCUGCGGCGCCUGCAACACGGGCUACAUGCUCAGCCAGGGGCUCUGCAAGCCCGAGGUCGCCGAGUCCACCGAUCAUUACAUCGGCUUCGAGACCGACCUGCAAGAUCUCGAGAUGAAGUACCUGUUGCAGAAAACGGACAGGCGACUAGAGGUCCAUGCCAUCUUCAUCAGCAACGACAUGCGCCUCAACAGCUGGUUCGACCCCUCCUGGCGGAAGCGGAUGCUCCUCACCUUGAAGAGCAACAAGUACAAGUCGAGCCUGGUCCACAUGAUCCUGGGUCUCUCUUUACAGAUUUGCUUAACUAAAAACAGCACCCUGGAGCCGGUGUUGGCCGUUUACAUCAAUCCCUUCGGAGGCAGCCACUCUGAGAGCUGGUUUAUGCCUGUGGAUGAAAACAGCUUCCCCGACUGGGAGCGGACUAAGCUGGACCUCCCCCUGCAGUGUUACAACUGGUCGCUGACUCUGGGGAACAAGUGGAAGACAUUUUUUGAGACAGUGCACAUCUACCUGAGGAGUCGCAUCAAGUCAAAUGGCCACAACGGCAACGAGAGCAUUUACUACGAACCCCUGGAGUUCAUCGACCCUUCCCGGAACCUGGGUUAUAUGAAAAUCAAUAACAUUCAAGUGUUUGGCUACAGCAUGCACUUUGACCCGGAAGCAAUUCGGGACCUGAUUCUGCAGCUGGACUACCCCUAUACUCAGGGAUCCCAGGACUCAGCACUUUUGCAACUUCUAGAGAUAAGAGACCGUGUAAAUAAACUCUCCCCACCCGGUCAGCGUCGUCUAGAUCUUUUCUCUUGCUUGCUUCGUCAUAGACUCAAGCUGUCUACUAGUGAGGUGGUGAGGAUCCAAUCUGCUCUGCAGGCGUUUAAUGCCAAAUUGCCAAACACAGUGGAUUAUGACACGACCAAAUUAUGUAGUUAACCAUAAAUGUCAAGCACAACCCAAAAUCUUGAAGGAGUUUUUA
Messenger RNA from Mesoplodon densirostris (Blainville's beaked whale), 2344 nucleotides. It is a transcript of the gene BRINP3, whose product is annotated as BMP/retinoic acid inducible neural specific 3. The transcript has 7 exons. Gene Ontology annotation, biological process: positive regulation of neuron differentiation; negative regulation of mitotic cell cycle. Lineage: Eukaryota; Metazoa; Chordata; Mammalia; Artiodactyla; Ziphiidae. The record is from RefSeq and is a predicted model, not a curated record. Bases 1 to 2301 code for a protein of 766 amino acids.